Messenger RNA from Callorhinchus milii (elephant shark), 5939 nucleotides. RefSeq names its product junctional cadherin 5 associated a (gene jcada). The coding region runs from base 491 to 4909 and encodes 1472 amino acids. Gene Ontology annotation, cellular component: adherens junction; ruffle membrane. The transcript has 6 exons. NCBI's taxonomy places the organism in Eukaryota, Metazoa, Chordata, Chondrichthyes, Chimaeriformes, Callorhinchidae. The record is from RefSeq and is a predicted model, not a curated record. Gene Ontology annotation, biological process: positive regulation of blood vessel endothelial cell proliferation involved in sprouting angiogenesis.
CGCCCUUCACACAGGAUGGCGUCUCGGAGCACUGCACAGUGACGGAGUUGGACGGCGAGCAAAGGAGGAGGAGGAGGUGACCAUAGGCGCAAUUGAAGAGGUAGAAGUGAAAUGAGAGGAAUUGGACGAAGAUAUCGAUGAGAAUACAAAGCCUUUUCCCGGGCCGUGGGCUGAAUGCACAGACUUGGGUUCUUAGCUGACCUCCUUUCUCCGUCCACGUUUUCUGCCGAGUUGCUCCCAGUUCAGCAGAUGGUUCUGCUCCACCUUGAGUUUGUGGAUAUUUAAGGAGUUCUUUUAACGCCAUCACAGAGACGGAGAGAAAGAAAAAAAGCAAGAUUCUCUCGUGGUUCUUUUGUUUUAUUUGAAAACCAGGAAAUGAAGACUGGAGGAAGUUUAUACAUGAACUCCAGACACGACUAAGGAAAUGUGAUGGCUUCUGCAGCAUGGCUUUGUCCCACUGCAACCUGCACUGACUGAAACAGCAGCAGUCAUGUUCAGUGUGGAGGACCUGCUGAUCUCACAUGGAUAUCAACCACCAAAGAAAACUUCAAAGGACAAGCCCCCGUCCUCGAACGAGAACACCUUCGCCGGCUACCAGCGGGAGGCCAGAGAGAACAGGUCCACCCACGGCACUGUGAACGGGUAUGAGACUGACACUGGGGCCUACCUCGCCAGCAGGCAAGCACAAGUGAAGGGCUACUUCAGUGACAACGAAUGCAGGGAAGGGAACGCCUGGAGACAGGCUGAUGUCAGUCAUUGUGCUGAUGUGCACAAUGUGCCCACCACGUUUGCUGUGAAAGAAGCCGGGCUGAAUGGUGGUCCUCCAUUACUCUGCCCAUCUGGACCAAAAUCAGAGAAGGACAUCACCUACUGGAGACGAAGAGGACAAGACUUCAGUGUUUUACUAGAUUAUACAAACCGAGGGGACUCAGACUACAGGGGAUACAAUGCAACAAAAACUCAAAACAUUCCAAACACUGAACAAGGAGCAAUGCAUCUUCAACAUGCAGCACUGAAGGAAAAGCAGCGUACGGCAGAGACGAGCAGAAUAAAUGAGCAAAAGCAUUGGUUUGUAGAAGGUCAGAGUAUGAUGGCGAAGGAGAUGUAUGAGGACAAGUGGAGAUUGCCAGAGGAUCGGAUGUGCCAAAGCUUGGGCACGGAGGAAUGGAGGUCUUCUUUGGGAAGACAACUGUCUGAUGGGAAUGGACACAGGUUUGGACAUGGCCUGUUUUCCCAAGUAGUUGGUAACGAAGCAUGUAAAACAGAAAGAGGACAGAAUAUAAGAAAGGAAAAGUCUCAGUCGCUGCCCAGAGUUGUACCAGAGAGCAGUGGCAACGAAUUUCAGACAAGUCUGCAUUACAUUGAUAUGUCUGGGCUGGAUGGAGAUAGAUUGGAAAAUCAGCGUUUGCAGGGCUAUAAAUUACAAGACAGCAGCUCAUAUUUUAAUUCUAAAGCAAGUUCAAACUUUACUGAAAGUUUUGGGCAAAGUGCUCAGUUUGCGCUGUUGUCAAAACCGAAGUUCAGUCGACCACUGAAACCUCCUUCCUAUGAACUGUACCAGCAAAUAAGGAGAAGUUCAGAGAUGAUACCUAGUCUCCAGGUUCGUGGAGAGAACGAUGAGCAGGUGACCUAUUUUGCCAAGGACGAAGCAAUUGCAGGGUCGAAUUCCUACUCCCAAGCUGCCGCUACUACUACCAGCCUGGAGCCACCAGGCUACGUGCCUCCUCCAUCAUACAAAGCACCACCUCAGCAGAAAGUCAGUCAGAAAUGUUCCGAUAAAGUGCCUAGCUGUAACAACAUGUGCCAACCCUACCGGUCAGCAGAGACUCCUAGUGAUAAGGCUCAUUGGUCUCUGGAACAUCAGGAGAGAGACUGUGCUCAGCAAAAGCAGAUACUUAUCAACACUGGCUCCAAAGAACAACUCCUGCAAGCAAAGAGCACACCUCAAGAAAGGGAAAUUCAUAAUUCAUCGCAUAAUGGUUACAUGGAUGAUCAAAAGGCUUUUGUUAAAUACAUCCCCUUUGAUGAUCCUCGAAUCAGACAUAUUACUAUAGUGCAGUCAGAGAAGCAAUAUGGUGAGGCCAAUACUAAACAUGAACAGCGGAAUGCAUGGGACCGUGCUCCCAAUGGAAACAAAACAUUUGAACCAUCAGACCAUUGCAGUGCCUUUUCUGUUCCACUUGGGUCAGUUUAUUCCACUCAGGCAGGGCUGAGGCCUAUUGUUGAUUGUACAUCUGGCAACAGAUGGUUGGUUGCAUCCAAGCCAGAAAAUCAGAAUGGUACGAAGUCUGACCAUUGUUGCAAACCAUAUGUCAGAAACCAGUGUGACUCCUCAUUAAAGUCUAACUCAACAGUUUGUUCAAACACAAACCAGCCAGCAGCUUUUCCACAGCCAAGCACCAACACUAGACAGGAAGCACAUACGAAUCAAGGCACUUUUGAGACUAUAACCCAGGUAAAAAAGUGGGAACCAGAUUCUCAGUGCUUUGAAAUUCAAGAAAAGAAACGUCCAAAAAGAAGAAUGACCGAGACUAUAUUUUGCCUUGUGUCGGUUCCGGUAAAAACACAAGAAGACUGUUCAAACGGAGGUACUGUAAACGUCGAGGUGAGUGAUGCGAAUGCUGAAAAGGACACAGAUGAAAGUGCUGGAAACUUAACAGAACAAAGUCUCUUGAGCAUGUCUUCCUCUGACCUGGAGUUACAAGCAUUGAUGGGAAAUAUGACGGCAGAAAAUGGGCUGAAGAGACCAGAGAUAUGGAAGGAUGUUAGCAAUAGACAUAGAGCUGGCUAUAAUUUUAACCAACACAAUGUAUUGAGAGCCACAGGUUCCUGGCCAGGUGACCAGUAUAGAGAUCAAGAAACACAAACAAGUUUCAAUAAAGCUCCCCGGAGUGCUAAGCAAAUCACUGGGAUUAUGAAAAAGCUUGCAACAGGCAGCCAGACACAAAGCCAGAACUGUUCAGAACCUGCAGUCGUGAAAGACAAUCAGAGAAGUGAGGAAGUUACAACCAUCAAUGACCAGAAAUAUAAACAGAGCGUAUUCUCAAUAAAUGGUCAAACAAGCUUAUAUCCAUCUACCAACAGUGCUUUCUCAAGGACAACUUCUGCACAGAAUCAGGUUAGCAAUGUUAACGCUCACCAAAGUUAUCUUGAAGUGUCUUCAAAAAACUUGCGUGAAAAAGACGUAAGCAUAGAAGACCUUGUGGAGUAUAACGUAAGGGGAAUACAAGCAACCUCCAACAAUAGCAGAGAGGCUGUAGGGUUUGGACAGUUCCUCUUGAAGCCUGUAAACCGGCGACCUUGGGAUGCAAUAAGCGAAUUGGAAAGUUUCAAUAAAGAGAUUCAGGAAGUCGAGGAUCAUAACAGGCAGUUUAAGGCCAAGGAAGAUGGCGAUCAGACUGAGACCCAACCAGCAAACCCAGAUGCAGACGGUUCAAAUGGACAAACGGUAAAAUGUCAGAAACCCACUCUGCCUGUGCCUGAAAAAUCUUCAGCCAAAAUUAGCAAGGCCAAAGAAGAGUUGGAAAGUCGCGAAAGUCAAAUGUGCCACAAUGACAUGUACAUCACUUCUGAAUCACAAACAUUUUCGAAAGUAGGUGCUGUUGACAGGAAGCAGGGCAGCCAGUCAGGUCAUUUGUUUUGGGACCUUCUCAACACAAGAACAUUGGAUUCUGAAGGCAGUACAGGCAUAAAAGCAUCAACAGCAAAAGGUGUACAAUUUACAGAAGUAAACCAUGAACAGAAUGUAGAUGGCAUCAGUGACAAAAGGCAAAAUAAAAGCAUCAAUGGAGUGAGAAAGCGUAUGUACUAUUUAAGUGAAACAGCGGCAGAAAGCAACAGGAGUAAAGACAUAUCGACCAAUGCUAUGGCGCCAAGCAAACAAUCCGUGCCCAAUGACACUGAAUGUGAUGAUACGAUUGGAUUGACUCUGGUUCACAAAGAUCCGGAUUAUUUUGAAACUGAGCUGAACUCUCGAAAGUGUCAAAAAAGCACAAAACCAAAUGUCGAUAACCUUAACGACCUCUUUGAGCAGAAGACUGCAGAAUUGGCCAAAAAUGAAUCACUGGAAGAAAGGGCCUCAAGGAUUUUAGGAAUAGAGGUAGCAGUGGAAUCGUUGAUUUCUUCGGGGAAAAAAAUCAGGAACCAGGAUGCCGAGGAAAAUGAGACAAAAUGUUUCGCAGAGCAGGAAGUCAUCUGUUCUGGUCAUUUUCCAUCAGGCAAAAUGUACUCUUCCGUAGAACCGCUAUGGUGUGCAACAACAGACCUUUCGGAUGUGAAUAAGCUACCAGAAUGGAAACAAAGCCCAUUCAAUGGAACAGCCCCUUGGGUACCUGGUGAACACAAAGCGCUGGGGAAUAAAUUGCCAAAACGACCCAGAGAAAAGAACGAAGAUUCACAGUGGGAGAAAAGGGCCAUCAUAAACGAGCUGUUCCAUGGACCGUUCACGGAGUUCUACAGUUGGGCUGACAAACACUGCUGCUUUAGCACAGAGGGAGAAACCGUCCCUGCUCCAGGCGCGGACAGAAAAAGUCGGAACACGUCGGAGAUGAUCGGUGCUCUGCAGGGCAAGCUGUCAGUGUCGCCACAUCGAGCUGCUCUCGAUCGCUUGGCCAGAAUGAAGGAAGUGGAUUCAGUUUCUCGCAUAAGACGUCUCAGCAUCAAAAGUACCGAUUCUGGAGAUGAACUGGAGGAGGAGCAAUACAGCGCAGAGCAAGGAGAGAAGGAAAGUGGUGUCUAUGUAUCAGCCAGGAAGGAAGGCACUUGCACAACAAGCUUAAGUGUCUCUUUGACCAUCAAGACGACAUCACUGGACCAUGACUUGAAGCCUUUUGUGUCUUCGCGAACAACUGAUGCUGAGAGCAGAGAGAAUGGAGAUGCUUACGACCCCAGCAAAGUCGAAACUGUGUGAGAGGACGUGAAUGAAGGGACUUCAGGAAAACGUUAAGGUUUUUACACUGUGAUCUGGUUCACAAGACUGCCUUCCAUCAAAUGCAAACAUCUGGCCUGCCUUCUGCACGCACUGUUUAUAUUAAUAAAUGUAUUGAUAAAGUGCUGUAUCACUGCCAGGAGGAAGUUCGUCAGACACAGAAGCCUCUGUUAACCUUGCAGUAUAUUGACAGAAGUCGCUGGAAACACACAGCAGGUCAGGCAACAUCCAGGGAGAGAGGAAAACCUUUCCGUAGAUGCAACCUUGCAGUGUCUGAUCAGACCGUAAUCUCCAGUGAAGAUUAGAGCCUUCUGCAUUGAACAUCUCUUUCUGGACUCGAUAGGAAACAUUGGCUGGAUUCACUUGCAUACCAUGUGCUGAAUUGCUGCCACUUUAUCACAACCGUUGCCUGUUUGUGAGGGUGCAUUCUUAAGCCCAGUUGAAUUUGCAAUCAUCUGCAAAUUGUUCUGUGAAACAUAUACAUGCUUUCAAAUCACCUAAUUCCUUCAGUGUCUUCUUCGUUUACAGGGUAAUGUGAACGUUGCAGGGAAUUAUGCAGUGAACUGCUUUCUUCCAAUUAAUAUUAAUGUAUAAAAGAAUUGUUAAAAGAAAAUAUUGUGUGUAGCUCACAGUUUGCAAUAUAUAAUUUUAUUAGAGACUAAAUUAAGUAGGUCUGAGACGUGCACUAACCGUGAGUCUCUACUCCCCCACCACUCCCCAUCAUCGAUCUAAUAUUUGGAAGUUAAAUAAUUCGCAGACAGCAUUUUCAGUGUGAAGCUUAUUGCAAAAGAUGAUUCCACUGAGGCUGUGUCAUUCACAGUCACAGCCAGUCCUGUUCAGUGUCAUUAUGGUGCUGAUACUGUGCAUCCAGCAACCUGUCUGUUGUCGUGAAUCUAGAAACUGGUGAGCAAACCACAGAAUAAUAGUCUGAAAAAGCACCCGUAAUUCAUAGGAGUCUUGGUAGCAGUGGUUAGAGCAAUCACCUCGUAAGCAAGAGGACCUGAGUUUGAUU